CCAAAAAAAGGAAAAAAAGUUUCUCUGACAGAACACAGCUUGGCCAUAGCUUGAACUCCCAUGGAGACCAAAACGCACGUCGCUCUCAUCUCGAUCCCGGCGUUUAGCCACCAAGUCUCGAUUCUUGAAUUCGCGAAGCGUCUUGUUCAUCUCCACCCUGACUUCCACGUGACCUGCAUCAUCCCGACCAUCGAAUCUGCUCCCUCCGCCUCCGUGCCGUUCCUUCGAGCUCUUCCUCCGGCUAUAGAUCACGUUUUUCUUCCCCCCGUGAGCUUCCACGACCUUCCUGAAAAGACGUCGCUUCAAGUCCAGCUUCAGCUCGCCGUUUCUCGCUCCAUCCCUUACGUGCGGGAAGCCUUGAGGUCCCUCAUAGCUUCAACGAACCUAGUCGCAGUUGUCGUUGAUCCCUUCGCUAAUGAGGCGAUUGAACUGGCCAAGGAGCUAAACGUCUUGUCGUAUAUUUACUUCCCUUCGUCUGCCAUGUUGCUCUCGCUUUGUCUUUAUUCAACGAAGCUGGACGAGAAGGUCGUUUCGAACUGUGAGUUCCGAGACCUUCCCGGAUUUAUAGAGAUUCCAGGUUGCGUCCCUGUUCGUGGCAUAGAUCUUCCAGAUAAUCUUCAAGAUCGAAGGGAUCUAGCGUACAAGCAGUUCCUUCAACGAUGCAAACGGCACCGUUUGGCUGAUGGUAUUUUCGUCAAUAGCUUCGUUGAGAUGGAAAGCGGUCCCAUCAAAAAGAUGCAAGAGAAAGGACCCUUCGAGGAUGGAGAAGCUACGAAUGUCUAUCCAGUUGGACCCAUCAUACAAACCGGGUCAACGAAUCGGGAAAUUGGGUCAGAUUGCUUGAAAUGGUUGGACCUGCAACCACCCAACUCUGUGCUGUACAUUUCUUUCGGAAGUGGUGGGUCCCUCUCUGAAGACCAAAUCAAAGAGCUAGCAUUAGGACUAGAACUGAGCAACGUAAGGUUCUUAUGGGUCAACGUGAAGGCUCCAAGCAGCAAAGCGUCGGCCUCUUACCUGAUAAAGCCUGAAAAUGACCAGCUCGAGAGUUUCUUACCAAAAGGGUUCCAAGAGAGAACCCGGGAGCGAGGUUUAGUCAUGGCUUCUUGGGCCCCACAAGUGGACGUCCUCCGUCACGAAGCCACCGCCGCGUUCUUGACUCACUGUGGUUGGAACUCGGUGCUCGAAAGCGUCGUUAGCGGAGUGCCGCUGAUUGCUUGGCCGCUGUUCGCCGAGCAGAGGACGAACGCGGCGAUGCUCGUGGAUGGCUUGAAGGUGGCAGUGAGAUCACCAUCAGGGGUUCAUGAUCACCAGAAUGGCUUGGUGGAGAAGGAGGAAAUAGCGAAGGUGAUAAAGAGUGCGAUGGAAGAUGAAGAAGGCAAAGAAGUUCGUAGAAGAAUGAAGAAGCUGAAGGAUGCUGCUGAAAGUGCCAUAAUGGAGGAUGGGUCAUCCACAAAGACUUUGUCGGAUUUGGCGAUGAAGUGGAAAAAGUUCAGAGGCACAAUAUAA
Messenger RNA from Neltuma alba, 1506 nucleotides. RefSeq names its product hydroquinone glucosyltransferase. Gene Ontology annotation, molecular function: UDP-glycosyltransferase activity. The transcript has 2 exons. Lineage: Eukaryota; Viridiplantae; Streptophyta; Magnoliopsida; Fabales; Fabaceae. Bases 61 to 1506 code for a protein of 481 amino acids. The record is from RefSeq and is a predicted model, not a curated record.